AUGCACUUAAGGUCUUUAAAGUCAUUAGGACAGCCUACAGAAUCAUGGGAUACUUUAAUUAUAUAUUUGGUAUUCACUAAACUUGAUCCAGUGACAAUUAGAGAAUGGGAAUCAAAGGAUUUCAUGAAUGAUACUCCUAAGUUGGAAGCUUUUCUCACAUUUUUGAAACAAAAGUCAAAAAUGCUUAAAAGAAUGGAGGAAAAACCUACAGAGGCAAAUUCAAGCCAAAACGUAAAGGGACAAACUUCUAAACCACCAGCAGAGUCUAGUAAUAGAUCUAAUUCUCAUGUUCAGAGAAGUUAUCAAAUCUCAAAUCGUACUUGUGCAUCAUGCGAUGCUCCAAAUCAUAAAAUUUAUACAUGUACAAAGUUUCUAAGGUUGUCUGUGCCUGAACGAACCGAUUUAGUCAAAAAAUCCAAUUUGUGCAUUAACUGUCUAAAUCGGGGGCAUCAAGUAAACAAUUGUAACUUUGGUCAUUGCAAAAAUUGUACUGUUAAGCAUCAUUCUCUGUUGCACGUUUCCGAACCUUCUACAUCUAACACCAAUACGCAACAGUCUCUAUUUACAUUUAAUUUAAGUUCAAAACAGGUACUUCUAUCCACUGUCUUGUUAGAGGUAGUUGAUUCAAAGGGAAAUCGUCAUGAUUGCAGAGCACUUUUAGAUCCAGGGAGCCAGUCUAAUUUCAUUAGUUCACAUUUAUGCCAUAAACUUGCACUACCAAGAAAGCCUACAAAUAUUACGAUUUCAGGGGCAUUCAAGGUGGAAUCCAAAAUUCAGGCUGUUUGUCAAAUUCAAAUUGUGUCUAAAAACACUCCAUUUACUGCUCCUUUAGUCUGUUUGGUAGCUCCAGAAAUAUGCGAUGUUGUACCCGAAGCUCCUAUUGUUCCAGUAUCUCUUUCGAUACCUACAUUUCAGAAAUAA
Messenger RNA from Diabrotica virgifera virgifera (western corn rootworm), 921 nucleotides. RefSeq lists its product as uncharacterized. Bases 1 to 921 code for a protein of 306 amino acids. The record is from RefSeq and is a predicted model, not a curated record. Lineage: Eukaryota; Metazoa; Arthropoda; Insecta; Coleoptera; Chrysomelidae. The transcript has 2 exons.